AACAAAGAGUAAAUUUAGUAAAUGUAAAAUCAUUUCAGUUAAUUUUCUUAAGAGUUUGAUAUUUUUGAACUGGAUAUAUCAAUUGAUGAAAGUGUUAAAAGCUUUAUGAACAAGAUACAAGAAAAAUAUAAAUAUAUUGAUGUUUUAAUAAAUAAUGCAGGCGUAGUUGAUAGAAGGCCUACAAACUCAAAUAUUGCAAAUUUUACUUUUUAAACAAAUUUUUUAAAAACGGUCGAAUUAACAGAAAAUAUAUUUCAUAAUAUGUUAAGUAAUGAUGGUAAAAUAUUAUUAAUAAGCAGCAUUUUAGGUUAAUUAGAACAUUAAACAUUGGAAGGAAGAAAAAUAUUAGAAAAUUAAAAUAUUACAAAAGAUUAUUUAUUUUAAUUAGCUGAAGAUUAUAUAAAAAAUUCAGAUUUUCCUUAAAAACUGAUAUUCUAUUAAUAAUCAUAUCAUACAUCUAAAGCUUUCUUAAAUGCUUACGGAAGGUUUAUUUUAACUAAAUAAUUAAAAAAUCAAUAAUCUUUAUAUAUUAUACAUCCUGGAUGGGUUAAAACUGAUAUGGGAGGUUAAUAAGCAGAAAUUACUUUAGAUGAAGCUUGCCCUUAUAUAUGUGAUAUAGCUUGUGAGUUUCCUUUUAAUAGAAGUGUUUUAAAUGGAAAGCUUAUUUAUAAAAAUAAAGAAAUAGACUUUUGA
Ichthyophthirius multifiliis is the source of this 693-nucleotide messenger RNA. Its product is annotated as short chain dehydrogenase reductase family protein, putative. The transcript is spliced from 2 exons. The record is from RefSeq and is a predicted model, not a curated record. Lineage: Eukaryota; Ciliophora; Oligohymenophorea; Hymenostomatida. Gene Ontology annotation, molecular function: oxidoreductase activity.